Molecule: messenger RNA, 2613 nt
Organism: Arxiozyma heterogenica
Lineage: Eukaryota; Fungi; Ascomycota; Saccharomycetes; Saccharomycetales; Saccharomycetaceae
Gene: RTT101
Product: cullin RTT101
Exons: 1
Coding region: 1-2613 (870 amino acids)
Source: RefSeq, a predicted model, not a curated record
AUGCCACUUAACAAAGAUCACUUCAAUUCAAUUAAGGACAUUGUUACCCGUGACAAGGUGCAAUUUUUUGAUAGAAUAAACAAAUUAGUUGAUGAGAUACUGGCUAUUUUUGUUAGAGACUUCAAAAAGGAUAUUGGCAAAACAUUAUACAAUUUUAAGAACAGUAUAGAUUAUAACAUAUUUUAUUCUGGUUGUAAUAGUCUAUUUCGGCAAAAAAUUUAUAUCAAUGUAUCUAAUACCAAAUUUUUUUCUUCUUUUGAUGAAAGUUCUCCUGAUACAGAUCAUUCCGAUGCUAAUAAAACGUCUUUUAGUAAUUCUAAUAAACAAAAAUUAAUAAGUUAUAGCACAUUAAUUCAUUUUUUUUGGGAUUAUUACAAUGAAAUUACAGAUUAUAUAAUAAGCAAACUUAUUGAAAUUGAAAUUCCAAUACUCACAUUUCAUUAUAAUACAGAUGUCAUAGAAUUUUUCAAUAUCUGGACAAGCGCAUAUAUGCAUUUCUGGGCUGUUUCAAGCGUUUUAUUUCCUAUUAUAAACUAUGUUUAUCUUAAUUAUCCAAAUGUCUCUCAAAAAUAUGUUUCAAACAGUGACACGCUUCAUAAUUAUUUUAAUAGAAAAUUCCAUGAUGCAUUAAAAAAUAAACUCAAUGAAACGAGUAUUUCUUAUAAAGAUUUUUUACAAUAUUCUAUUCAAGGUCUUCUAAAUGCAAAAGCUCUUGAUAAUAGCUAUUUUAAUGUUGAUACUCCCUUCAGAUUUGCAUAUUUAUUUAAAGAAACUAUCGAUGAUAAACCUCUGCAAGAAUAUGUAUUUAAGCAAUACAAACAAGAUACCAUUUCCAAACACAAAUUUCUUUUUCAAAAUGGUAAAAUUUAUGAUGAUGAACAUCAUAAUAAAGAAAUCCAAACUUUUAUCCAGUUCUUUUCUCUGGAUUUAGCUAAUAAAGUAACUCUCGUCUCGAUGUUUAGCCCAACUUGGAUGGAACCUAUCAAAAAUAUACUAGUAGAGACAACUAUGAUGAAUAAAGACAUAAUUUCAAGGUAUUAUUAUUUUUUUAGAGAUAACUUUGACUUUGAGAAAAAUGAUGACUAUGCAAAAGAUCAAAACGGUUAUAUGGGUACGUUUAGGUUUGUUUACCUGUCAAGAGGAAAAACUGAUGAGCUUGAUCAAAUUUGCAGUGACAUUAUUUAUAAUGAAAUCUCCAAAUUAUAUGAUGCAUCUGAUAAAUUAUCAUUGAUAAAAGUGUUUGAAACUUUGUUUUUUCAAAUAAAGUUUUUUUCACGUAUUAAACCUGUAGAAGAUAAAGGUUGCACCUGUUCAGAGCAAUGUGUAUGCUAUUCAGAUCACGGUCCUGAAUAUAUCAGAAGAGCAUAUAUCAAAUUGUUUGAAAAUGAAAUGAAUUUAAUUCAGGCAAUUCUAAUUUAUGUUCAAACUAUGGAAAAAUUAUCAGUAGAAGGCAAUAUUAAUCUUGAAUUUUUCUUUUCAAAUUUUGGAUUACUUUUAAAAAGAUUAUCAAUUCCAUCUAUUGUAACAUCUUUAUAUUCUGAACAUUUAUUCAGGUAUGUUCUGAUGAAUUAUAAUACAUUAGUAGAUAGUGCCAAUUUAGAUUUAGAUAGUACAGUGCAAUUUAUUAGACAUAUCAUUACUGUUUUCAAUAAUAUAUACUGCGAUAAAGUACACAAUUUGGUUUCAAUGUGGAGAAAUUUUGAAGAAAAUAUUACAAAAGUUGGUGCAACUAAAGACAGAUAUAAUGAGCUCGUAGAGUUUUAUCCUUUGAUCCUUCCACAGUCAGAUAUACCAGAAAUAUACCAACGUAUAAAUGAUGAAAGCAGUUUGAAUAAUGUAAGACUACCAACCAAGAUACGAGAGAUGUGGAGGAAAUUUGAAAAAAAUUAUAAAGACGUUAUACUAAUGAACGGAGAACAUAAAGUGAUGCAUCCUCUGUAUGGGCUACAGUAUUGCAGUGUGGAAACACCAUUUUUGAGAAAAAAUGGGGAGCCACUAAUCUUAGAAUUGACUCUGUACCAAACAUGUGUACUCAAUGAGUUCAACAAGGUAGACCAAGUGUCAUUUAAACAGUUAGUAGAAAGGUUACAAAUAGAUGGGAAUAAUAUGAAGGCAAUUUUGAAUUCAUUUUUAAACAUUGGCCUGAUAAAGAUGAACAAGGAUAAAACGUUUUCAGUGAACGAGAUGUUCAAGGUAGAGGAGAGGAAAAUCAAGAAAGAUGUAUUAAGAGUGGUAAUGGGAAAAAAAACAAAGAAGCCAUCAAGGAAGUCGAAUAAUGCUAAGGAAAAUUGCGCAGAAAGCAGUUUCAGUGGCCAGGAGGAUGAGACACGUCAGGAAAAUAUAGAGAGGGAAUUUGAAGACUUAACUUCAGGACACCACGAAGGACCAAGUUCUGUGUGGAGAAGAGAGGUGAUCAAGGCGUGCAUUGUAAGGACUGUUAAAAGUCACAUCCACAACGUCGAAGGGAUUUCUGAAGAAGAUCUGAUGCAUGAAUGUCUGCCACAACUUCUUCAAGGGACAAGUGUUGGAGAGUUCCAGGAUGCUCUUAGAUCAGCAGUUCACGAAAGAUAUAUUACAAGAACAAGCAAUGGUAAAUUUUUAUUUGAUAUGUAA